AUGGCGCCGAUUACUGUUGGAAUUCUCCUGGCCCUUGCCGCAUACUCCAUUUUUCGACUUAUCACCACUUCCCUUACCCCGAAGAAGGUACCAAAAGGACUGCACGAUGUCUCUCUCGUCGGAGCUGGAGCUCAAAUGGGUACCAUUCCGCAACGGCAGCUUCAGAAAUGGGCCUCUGAGCAUGGAGAACUGUUCAAAGUUCGCUUAGGGCGUGAGGAGUGGAUCUAUGUGAACAGCCCUGCGGCUGUCAAGGAGAUCUUCGACAAGCAGUCGCAAAACUCCUCCUCACGUGCGCCAAGUCCAGUUGUGUCGGAUAUUCUGUCUGGCGGUAUGAGGUUUCUCUUGAUGCCGUAUUCGCCCGAGUGGAGGAAGCUUCGAGCAACUGUGCACAAGCUGCUGACACCAAAAUCCUCGAAUACGUUUAUGCCAUCUCAAUUAUUCGAAGCUAAGCAGCUGUUGUGGGAUAUCCUAACGGACAACGAGAACCAGGAGAAUUUCUACAUGCACAUUCGCAGAUAUACCACGUCUGUUGUAAUGACAUCAACCUACGGACGAAGAGUAGCUGUGUGGGAUUGCGAAGAUAUCCGCGAGAUCUACGGCCUGAUGCAAGACUUCAGUGAGGCUGCGCAGCCGGGCAAGCACAUUGCUGAAACAUUCCCAUUUCUUGCCAAAAUUCCGUCGUGGAUGCAAUGGUGGAGGAAGUCCGCCUUGCAGUCCUUCCAGCGCCAGGCGGCUAUUUGGAUGAAAUACUGGACCAGAUUAAAGACACAAAUGGACUCAAAUCUGGCCCCGGAGUGCUUUGUCAAGCAGUUUAUUGAGACCGACUACAAGAAAAGCGGAAUCAGCGAGUUACAAGCUAGCUUUGUUGCGGGCACAAUGAUCGAAGCUGGGUCGGAGACCACAUCCUCAGCGCUCAACUCCUGCGUCAAGUAUUUUGCAGCGUAUCCUGAGGCUCAGGCCAAAGCAUAUGACGAGCUUCGCCGGGUGGUUGGUGAGAGCCGAGUUCCCGCCUUUGAGGAUGAGCAAGAUCUGCCAUAUAUCAGAGCUUGCGUCAAGGAGGUCCUUCGAAUCCGGCCUGUCACAAAUAUUGGAAGUCCGCAUUAUACCACGGCGGACAUCGUUUACAAGGAUUACUUCAUCCCCAAACACUCCGUCGUCUCAGUCAAUCAGUAUGCCCUUCACUUCGAUCCAAACCGCUACAAAGAUCCCGAAGCCUUUAUUCCCGACCGCUAUCUCAAUCAUCCUCACAAAGCGGGCGUGUACGCGUCCCAUCCUGAUCCCUACGAACGAGACCAUUUUGACUUCGGGGCUGGUCGACGAAUUUGUCCUGGUAUGCAUCUGGCCGAGAAUAGUCUUUUUAUUACGAUCGCGUGCAUUAUUUGGGCAUUUAAGAUCCUACCGCCUCUUGAGAACGGCAAGGUUGGUACGGUGGAUGUUUCUGAUGCAGCCUACGAAGAGGGCGUGAACACACUUCCGAAACCUAGUAAGCUGCGUUUUGUCCCGCAUAGUUCAGCUGUGGAGAACACUCUCAAGAAAGAAUGGCAGAAGGCCCGAACGGAAGGUUAUAUGCUGGGAAAUAUCAAAGUGGAUGCUGAAGGGAUGGUUGCGGGUAGCAAGUGA
Messenger RNA from Talaromyces rugulosus, 1620 nucleotides. RefSeq lists its product as uncharacterized. Lineage: Eukaryota; Fungi; Ascomycota; Eurotiomycetes; Eurotiales; Trichocomaceae. The record is from RefSeq and is a predicted model, not a curated record. The coding region runs from base 1 to 1620 and encodes 539 amino acids. Gene Ontology annotation, molecular function: monooxygenase activity; iron ion binding; oxidoreductase activity, acting on paired donors, with incorporation or reduction of molecular oxygen. The transcript has 6 exons.